Messenger RNA from Prunus armeniaca (apricot), 639 nucleotides. The record is from the annotation of a GenBank genome assembly. Lineage: Eukaryota; Viridiplantae; Streptophyta; Magnoliopsida; Rosales; Rosaceae.
AUGCUUGCUUGCUGGGAUGAAGAUCCAAAUGGAGAAUCUUACAAGAAGCAUCUUGCAAGGAUUGCAGAUUACAUAUGGCUUGCAGAAGAUGGAAUUAAAAUACAGAGUUUUGGUAGCCAGAUGUGGGAUGCUAGUUUCACCAUUCAAGCUUUGCUUGCUGCAAAUCUGAAUGAUGAACUUGGAUUUGCACUUAAGAAAGGACAAGACUACCUUAAGAAAUCUCAGGUUAGGGAUAAUCCUUCUGGUGACUUUUUAGCCCAUUUUCGCCACAUUUCUAAAGGAGCAUGGACUUUCUCUAAUCAAGACCAUGGAUGUCAAGUUUCUGAUUGUACUGCAGAAAGUUUGAAGGGACUUCCCUCCGGCCCUAGCGCCUACCGUUUCGUCAAGCAUUUCGCCCUUCUAAGAGCAAAAGAAAAUCUGCAAAGGCAGAAUCCCCUCGGCCUCGCGACCGCAGUUUUGAAGGCCGAGGCCGAAGGCCGUAAAAGACACGGUCUGAAAAAGCUGUGGUUGAAUCACCACGUGGCCUCAGGGCCCCACGCUCCAUUUAAUGAAGUAAUGCCUCUGACUUCGCAGCAAAACCCACUAGUCACAAGAAACAUUCAAUGCACGAGGGAAGUGACUGAAGUCAGGAUUUGGUGA